This is a messenger RNA of Dromiciops gliroides (monito del monte), 1317 nucleotides long. It is a transcript of the gene NME3, whose product is annotated as NME/NM23 nucleoside diphosphate kinase 3. The transcript has 5 exons. Gene Ontology annotation, molecular function: nucleoside diphosphate kinase activity. The coding region runs from base 100 to 609 and encodes 169 amino acids. The record is from RefSeq and is a predicted model, not a curated record. Lineage: Eukaryota; Metazoa; Chordata; Mammalia; Microbiotheria; Microbiotheriidae. Gene Ontology annotation, biological process: CTP biosynthetic process; UTP biosynthetic process; GTP biosynthetic process.
CCCCUCCUUCUCUGAGCCUCCUCCCCCGAGCGUGCUCGCGCCCGCGCCCGCCGGCUCCCGCCGCUGCCCGCCGCCGCAGCCGCCGCCGCCAUCGCCGUCAUGAUCUGUCUGGUGCUAACCAUCUUCGCCAACAUCUUCCCCUCAGCUUGGACCGGCCUGAAUGAGCGGACCUUUCUGGCCAUCAAACCCGAUGGCUUCCAGCGACGCCUUGUGGGCGAGAUCAUCCGGCGCUUCGAGAAGAAAGGCUUCAAGCUGGUGGGGCUGAAGCUGGUGCAGGCCUCCGAGGACCUCCUGAGGGAGCACUACUCCGCGCUGCGGGACAGGCCCUUCUACAGCCGCCUGGUCAAGUACAUGAGCUCGGGGCCAGUGGUUGCCAUGGUGUGGCAGGGGCUGGACGUGGUGCGCUCCUCGCGGGCCCUCAUCGGAGCAACCAAUCCCGCCGACUCUUCGCCGGGCACCAUCCGAGGAGAUUUCUGUAUCGAAGUUGGCAAAAACGUCAUUCACGGCAGUGACUCAGUGGAGAGCGCCCGCCGCGAGAUCGCCCUCUGGUUCCGUGCAGAUGAACUACUCUGUUGGGAAGACAGUGCCGAUAGAUGGCUGUAUGAGUAGCUGGGCCUGCAUAGCUUCCUUGGGGUAUGACUGCGAAGAAAGCGGCUUUGCUUAUGCACCUGAACUUCCCUCCAGCUCCAUGAUCAAACCCUGAGUAAAAUGUUCUAUAGCAAAGUUUUCCCCAGGCUGGCCCCGGGUUGCUUUGCCUCUCAAAAGUACCAGUGGGUGAGGUGUGAGGAGAGCUUGGCUUUCUCCUGGCGAAAAUAAUUCCCCGGGGAGUGGGGAGAUACUUAUCCGUGAGCUGAACUCAGAAGAUUUGGGGUACCGAGGCCAGUGGAGGUGUGGUCGAAUUUGACUUCAUCUUAUGGUCCCUUGGGAGGUGGGGAAUAGAUGUUUUUGGCAAAAGUGAUCAUUGGGUAAAUACUCUCGUACACCUUGCUCUAGCAGGUCUUUGUUUACAAGUAAUGGGUCAUUUAGUGGGUGAGUAGGGCUAGAACAGACACAAGUGCAUGUGGAGAAUAGCACUAUUCCCUGUGACAGCCAUUCUUAGGGUAGCUGUAUGCAAGCUGCAAAUCACUGAACUGAACCUGUGAGGCUGCCGCAGCUCAGUGACCAUGGCUGUCUGUGGGUGGUUGGGGUGGACCAGAUGAACGGAGGGAAUCAUCUUCCCUUUGAGCUGCUGCCCCUCUUCUCUCUCUUCCCUUGGGCAGGAUUUUUACAGCACAAAGGAAAGCAACCGCUUUUUAAUAAUAAAUCUUGUAAACCCUU